This is a messenger RNA of Notolabrus celidotus (New Zealand spotty), 1593 nucleotides long. RefSeq names its product retina and anterior neural fold homeobox protein 2. Gene Ontology annotation, biological process: regulation of transcription by RNA polymerase II. Gene Ontology annotation, molecular function: RNA polymerase II transcription regulatory region sequence-specific DNA binding; DNA-binding transcription factor activity, RNA polymerase II-specific. The coding region runs from base 695 to 1414 and encodes 239 amino acids. Lineage: Eukaryota; Metazoa; Chordata; Actinopteri; Labriformes; Labridae. The record is from RefSeq and is a predicted model, not a curated record. The transcript is spliced from 6 exons.
UCCUGCUAUCCAGACAAAGAGAGCAGAGCUGAUUUCCCUCCUCUCUCCUCGAUCCUCUCUCCUUUGUGCUGUGUGAAGUAUAGCUGUGUUCUCUGAGUUUGUGAAAGGUGAACUGCAGUGUAAGGGUUAUUCAGAGGCCAAUGUGAUAAAGGUUAUCCUUCCAAUAAAAAGUGGAGAUAAGAAAGAGUAGCAAGAAAAUUAAAGUUUUAUGGUUGAAUACUAUCUUGGUGUUAAUCAAACUACAGAACCGAGAUUUGGCUGGAGCGCGGACAUUGCAAGAGUUUGUUUUUAUAUAAAACAAUAAAAUCUCAGAACACAUUCAACAACUCAACUCUAUUACAUAGUCUGUGAAGGAGUGAUAAGAGCACAUGAUAAUAUCAGGAGAAUAAGUUUACAUAUUUACAGUGAGCACAAACUUAAGAAGAGAUGUUGACUUCAAGGGAUGAAGAUUAGAGAUUUUUCCAAGAAGUGUGAAGCGGUUACAUACUGAUAAUUGCUCCUCCCUAUGGAGGAUCAUGUGAUGCAGGUCAAACACAGGUUGAUCUUAGCUAGCAGAGGGUUGAGCACAAAAAAAGAUAGCACAGAGGAGAAGAAGUCAUCAGAGGAAUACUCCAGAGAGAAGCAGAAGAGGAGUUAAGGAUACUUUAUAAACCCAGGACACUGCUGAAUAAGGACAUAUCUGAGGACAGAGGGGAUGGCUGGUGAUAUAUUAGGUGAAAAAUUACUUGAAAUGUGGAAUAAAGAAGAGACAGAGUUUGGCAUGGACCAAGAGCAGGAAUCUCAGCCAAGCAAAAGAUUAUCCCACUCAAUUGAAGAAAUACUGAGGAGGCCCAGCUGUGUCAGGAAGGAGAAGAGAGUUCAUCGCACCUUGUCUGUUAUCAAAGAGAACACCAGGAUAUCCAACCAGCUCUCAUGUGCAGUAGAGAGUCCAGAAAUGAGACUACAUGAAGAGUCCCCAAAAGCCACAACAGCCUGUAUGAGUCAGAGGAAAAAGAGGCAAACGAGGGUCACUUUCACGACGUUCCAGGUUCAGGAGCUGGAGAAGUUCUUCCAGCAGACUCACUACCCUGAUGUGAACACCAGAGAACAUUUAGCCUCUCGCCUGAACCUCACCGAGGGAAGAAUACAGAUUUGGUUCCAGAACCAUCGAGCAAAAUGGAGGAAAACUGAAACACUGAAGGACAUCGAGCUGAUCAGCAGCCAUCACAUACAGUCACCUACUCAUCCCCUGAUUUAUUAUGAGCUCUUACAGAGGAGCCCCCUGCAGGCUGCGUGCUGGCUGCCGUGCUGCUUACCUCAACCUGUUCAGUCCAGGCUGUUCCUCAGAGCGACUUCUACACCCUCCCUGCUGACCAGCACACAUUCCCCACAUCACAGGACUCUGUAUUUUGACCCUCUGGGCACGGACAGAUAGCACCCUGAGUGCUCUUACAAAACAAGACUCUAUUGUAUUGAGUGGUUUUUAAGGACAUGUCAUACAAAGAUUAUACAGAGUUCCUCUGGUACUCAAAGUACGACUAAGAUAAGUUGGCCUUAGUUGUUUGAAUAUGUUGUUUAUACUGUUUUAAAAAUGUCAAUAAAUGUUUCAACAAA